Molecule: messenger RNA, 4218 nt
Organism: Scylla paramamosain (green mud crab)
Lineage: Eukaryota; Metazoa; Arthropoda; Malacostraca; Decapoda; Portunidae
Product: ethanolaminephosphotransferase 1-like
Exons: 8
Coding region: 152-1318 (388 amino acids)
Biological process (GO): phosphatidylethanolamine biosynthetic process
Cellular component (GO): Golgi apparatus; endoplasmic reticulum membrane
Molecular function (GO): ethanolaminephosphotransferase activity
Source: RefSeq, a predicted model, not a curated record
GAAGGAGGCAGCGGCUAUAAGGCAGAAGAGGGCCGGGAGAGGCAAGAGGAGAGUGAGAGAGUGAGGAGAGGCAUUGAAGCAGUCAUGAGGUGGACGUGGUGAUUUUUUUGUAUUAAUUUCAAAGUGUCUUAGUGGACGGUAAGCUGACGAAAUGGCGACUAAAAGGUACCUGACGCCGGAGCAGCUCUUGGGCUUUGAGAACUAUAAGUAUAGUGCACAAGACACCAGUCCACUGAGCAACUAUGUAAUGCACCCUUUUUGGAAUACUGUUGUGAAGAUCUGCCCCCGCUGGAUAGCCCCCAAUGUGCUCACCUUUGUAGGGUUCCUCUUCACAGUAGCCAACUUUGUUCUGCUGACCGUAUAUGACUAUAGUUACUAUGCAUCUAGUGAAGAACCACCAGGGGACAAGUAUCCACCUAUCCCAAGCUGGGUGUGGUUGGCAUGUGCCUUCAACCACUUCAUGGCCCACACGCUGGAUGGAAUCGAUGGCAAGCAGGCCAGGCGAACAGGCACGAGUGGUCCAUUGGGGGAGCUGUUUGACCAUGGGCUGGACUCGUGGACAACUUUUUUCAUCCCUGCCUGCAUCUGGUCGGUGUUUGGGCGUGUUGACUACAGUAUUACGCCACUCAGGUUUUACUUUGUGUUAUGGAAUGUUAUCACCUGUUUCUAUGUGUCACACUGGGAGAAGUACCUCACCAAGAUCCUCUUCCUGCCAUGGGGAUACGACCUCUCCCAAAUAAUCAUCUUUGUCAUCUAUCUAGUCACGGGACUCUUUGGUCAACACAUCUGGAAGUUUGAACUUGUCAGUGGCUUGUCUUCAGGAGUGAUGUUUGAAGUGAUGAUGUAUGCAGGCUCCCUUGGUACAUCACUUCCCAUGUCCUUCUGGAAUAUAUACAAGUCCUACAGAGACAAGAGUGGGAAGAUGCUUGGCUUCUGGGAGGCCAUGCGUCCGUUCUUCACCCCGCUGGUGUUCUUUGCUAUGGGCACGGCUUGGGUCUACCAGUCAGGCUCUGACAUUAUUAAUAAAGAUCCCAGAUUGUACCUCUUCAUGAUUGGCACCAUAUUUGCCAAUGUUAAUUGUCGCCUGAUUGUGUCCCAGAUGAGCAACACUCAAUGUGAGCUGAUGAACUGGUUGAUGUUUCCUCUUGCCCUGUGUUUGGUCAUUGUUGUGGUGUUCCCCAGCUUGGAGAUGGCAACGCUGCUCUUCAUGAGUGGUGUCGCCACCGUUGCUCACAUCCACUAUGGAGUUUAUGUGGUGCGUCAGAUGUGUGAACACUUCCACAUCAUGUGUUUCAGCAUCAAGGAUCGAGCAGAUUGACUACUCGCCGACAGUGCAUAAGACUUCUGCAGGUGGCUGCCCUUGAAACCAUGGAAGAAUAAGUUUCAUUGUAUAUGACUGCAAACUGUUGAUGGUAAUAUUUAAAAGUUGAGAAAAAGGUAUAAAAUGUGGCCCACAGUUAUACAUAUCACAGUGUAGUUCACAGUGGCUCACACUAGACUAGUGAACAAAGCUGUUACAUACGGUUAUUCUUUGUAAGGCUUUCAGUAUGCUAAAUUCUCAAAGUUUAUCAAACAAAUUAGACCAGAUUAACUUGUUAAGAAUUGAUUAACUGCUCAAUAUUUAGGACAAGUCUCAAUAGGCUCUAAGGACAAAUUUUGAUCGUUUAGCAGUAUCUUUUUUAACAGGAUUGACACAUUAAUCAAAAUCCCACCAUCAGAUAGAGUUGAGUGAUGGACACUAACUUGAGGGCCACCUGUAGGAUGGUACUUUGAGGUAAGUUUUCAAUGUGGUACAAAAUAUGCGAUGAACAAGACAAUAAGGAUCUUAGCUAGGAUUUGGGGGUUUCAGAGAAGCUAGUAUAUUGGGUUCUCAUCUCUGCUCAUUAAAAAUUCUAUUAAGAUGGGAUAGCUGAAGUUUAGCUGACAUUGAGUGUUAUACAGUCAGACUAGAAUGCUUCCAGCCAUGCUCCUUGUUUCUCUGCUGCAUCCUCACUGCUUCAUUGUGAUUCCUCACUGAUGACACGAUGUUAGGGCCGCCUCGUACACUCUGUGAUCGAACGGGUCUUGGUAUCCAGUUUUCAUUUGUUGCUUUGUGCCUUGAGUUGUGUCUUCUGGUGGGGAAUUGGAUGAUAAAUGGUGCAAUGUUUACUAGCCUGUUACUCUAGUCAUUUCUAGUUCCCUGGGUUAAGCCAUUCCUUGCCUCCUCCCCUGCCCUUCCAACAGUAGUCAGUUGGGUGUAAGGUCGUGCACAUUUUGGUGUGGUAACAGAACCAGCUAUGUGUGUCAUGUUUCUCCAUAACAUGUACAAACCUCGAAAGACUUCCUUGACCAUACUACUACUAUUAGAUUUGUAAUAUGAGAUCUAGUCAGGAAAAUCUGUACACAUACUGUAUAGUACUCAUUUUAGGGACUUAUUUCAUCAGAUUUGGCAACAUGUUUAUGAAAUGCAACAUGAGUCACUAGCAUAGAUCUCUCAGCAUCUGAGGACUAUUCUCCACCUUAUCUUUUCCAUUCAUUUUAGGAUAACAAUGUAUAAUGUUUAGAGAUGGGAGUCGGCUCUUCAUUAGACGGUUUCCAUCUCCAAGCCCACAGUAAUCUUGGCUCAGUCAGUCUGAAUCUGCUGUCACUGAAACAUUUUGAGUGAGGCAGCACAGUGGUGUGAUGAUGCAUUACUGGGUAGCUCCUGCUGUAAUACUUAGGUAGAGUGCAGCUUGUAGGGAGGGUUGUCACUUGGCAAAUUUUUGGUGUGUUUUGACUACCAUUAAUUACCAUUGAUGUGUCUUGUUCCCCAAAAAUUUCACAAUUACAGAAUUCCCCAAACCCAAGAAUUGGCCUAAAAGUUGGCUUUCCAGAUCCCAAUGGAGUGCAUGGGGUUUGUGUAUAUAGACCAAUGUUCAUUUUAAAGGGUGUAAAAAGAAGUGGAAAUUCCCUUGCUUAGUUUUCAUUCUGAGCUGAAAGCAUGUAUUCCAAUGUGGUUUGUGGCUAAUCUUUAAUCAUUGUGCAGUAACAAUCAGCCAGACGGUACAAUCGCUGGAACUAAUCAAGCCCCGCAUUGCUGUGCUAAUGUGUCUGCAACAACUACCUAAUCAGGUGCAUCAUGUUCAUGGAAUGUAAUGCUCUCUAAAGAAAAUAACGCCUUAAGUGGUUCAGGUCAUUUAACUUAUUUAAAUUAUUCUGUAUGUUAAGAUAGAACCACAACUUAAUAUGCUACAUUAAUUUUCAUUUUCAAAUCUAUAUGUAUAUGUAUACCAGACUAAUAAUCACUAUGGAGGGAGUAGCCAAGACAAGGUGCCUUACAUGGACUGGGUGAGAAGUGAGAGUUUGCGCAAAGGGGAACUGGUCAAAUAGAGCAAGGAAUUUUACAUUGGUUUUAAAGAGAGAAUGAGGAAAUGGAUUGGUAAAGAAAUUAAGCAGGUGUGAUAUGAGAGUGUACAAUGAAGAGGAAGACCAUGAAUGGGAUGGAUUGACAGUGUGAUAGAACAUUAGAUGAAAGAGGGAUGUCUGUGUAGCAAGGAGUGAUUAGAGAGCAGCUGUGAAUACAUAAAUGGUGACGCAGCCCAAAAGCCCUCAAGGAAAGGUUGUCCCUGCUUGUGGUCUGGCAAGCUGUUGUGGGUAAGGGGAUGAGUUUUUGGUGCAAUAGCUAGAUCGGUUCUUCUGCUUGGGUCUGAUGGAGAAACUCAGGUUUGCUGCCUCUUACUAGAGGCCAAGAGGCUAAGAUUUGAAGGAAUGCUUGUGUGUGUGAUUGUGUGUUUGUGCACCUUGUCUUAGUGAAUCCCUUUAUGGGGGAAUGCUAGCCUGGUAUGUAUGUGCAUAUGGCGUGUUCAAGCUUAUGUACUUUACUUAAUUUAUUCAUACCAAAAGCUGUGUUGCCACAUUUUACAAGAAAAAACUUAAUGGCACUAUGAAUAAUUAAGCGUCACUUUUGUGUCAGAUUUGCCUUUGAGUCGUGUGCAGUGAGAUGUGAGGGAAGCGGGCAAGAGUGGUGUGAAUGAGGUGGAUGGUGUGCAUGUACUUUGAUAAGGGAGAGGGAUCACUGUAGUGCCAGUGUUUCAAGAAAUUCAGAGCAUGACAAAAAGCAAAUUCUCACCAGUGACAUUCUAAGGAGCACUUCAUGUAGAUGGGAGCAUGUGGCAAUAUUGGUGAGUGUAUCUUAGUGACCAAGUACAGUCUGUAAACUACUUUGUUGUAUACAAUAAACACCCUCACUGGAACUGUGAA